Messenger RNA from Radiomyces spectabilis, 204 nucleotides. RefSeq lists its product as uncharacterized. The record is from RefSeq and is a predicted model, not a curated record. NCBI's taxonomy places the organism in Eukaryota, Fungi, Mucoromycota, Mucoromycetes, Mucorales, Radiomycetaceae. The transcript has 2 exons. The coding region runs from base 1 to 204 and encodes 67 amino acids.
AUGAAUCCUACCUCUGAGCUCUUACCUGAAGAACAACAGGGAAUUGAGCAUGUUGAACGUUUAUUAGAUCAAGCUGGUCCAGAGAUCACAGCAGAGGUUUUGGAAGCUCUUCGUCAAAAAUACAAAUUUCGAUUCGUCCCUCGACCUGGUGAAUCUCAAGUGGCGUUAAGCUGGCACACUGGCCGUGUUGAUUCUAAUGGAUGA